AUGACCAGGCUCUGGGAGGGCCCUCACAUCCUGGGGGGCAGCCUGGUGGGGGUCUUGUACGAGGACCAGGAGUGGCUGCGCGCGGAGCUGCUGACCUGCAAGGAGGAGUCGGAGCUGGUGGGCUCCGUGCGGGUGUCCCACGGCCCAGAGUGGAAUGAGAUGACUCUGAAGUUCAUGGCCAGCAACUCCGGCCAUUGGGGCGAGGAGAUUGUGGCGAAACGGGUCUCCAAGGAGCAGACGGUGCAGCGCCCGAAGGUCACGGCCAGCGAGGAGGAGAUGCUGGAGUCCCAGUACUGGCAGUCCCUGGAGGUGCUGAGCCAGGCCCUGCGGGUGGAGCACGCUGCCCUGCCGGCCCUGGAGCGCCGCGCCAGGAGCUGGGCUCGGAGUGUGGCCUUUGCCCAGAUGACUCUGGGCAUGCGCGGGGUACCCAUGCGAGGCGAAGACGAGGACGACUUCGUGAUUUGGAUCCUCGGCGCCACGCGGGAGGUGGAGGUCUCGCUGGCGGAGCAGGGGUUCUUCAAGGACAUGAACUGGCUGGACCGUGCCCCCACCACAGUGUACAUCAUCGGGGACAACCUGCUUGAAGAGCUCAUUGUCGAGGAGGCAGGCAAGCCAAAGGCCAAAGAGCCGCAGGCGUCUGUGACCAAAGAUGAUGCGGCCACUUACGUGGUGGUCUACUCCAGGGUCUUCGUUCGGGAUCAGCCGUCCAUCGAAGGGAAGUAUGUAGGUGACUUGUUUGAGGGCACGGAGGUGCAUGGACGGGAGGAGGGAGGUUGGCUGCGGCUGGAUUCAGCCAGCGCCGAGCUCUGCGCUCGCCUGCGCCGCCGGGAGGGCCGGGAUCACGGGCCCUUCUGGGUCCUCCUUGACGGGAAGCAGCUCGGCCUGGGUGUGUUGCUGGAGCGGAAGGGUGUGGAGAGCGAGCGCAGCGAGGUCGAAGAAGGUGCGGCCUUUCUGCCAGCGAUCUGCAGCGCCUGCUAUGAGGAGGUGCCGGACUUGGUGCGGGUGAGGCCACCGCAUCUUGCGGCCGUGCUGAUGCCUAGCGGUUCGCCCAGUGCGGAGGAUCCGCCCCAGGGAGUGAUCCCCCGGGAGGUGCUGGAGCUGCUGGCGCCCGAGCUGCCGGUGGUGGUCUCCACUCGCGCGGCGCGCCGAGAAAGCGCCCCGAGGACCUUCCCGGAGCUGCUGCCGCAGGUGAGGUGCCCCUUCUCCGCCAACGCAGGAGACCCCAGUCUGAAGUAUGACGACAACGGCUGGAUCUUUGCCGUGAAAGGUGCAUACCUAUCCCGAGCAUUGCAGCCGGAUCCAGAAUGUGAGAAGGAGAAGGAGAAGGUGAAGACCAUGUUCUGGGGCAUCGUUGACCUUAAGUAUGACAGCAGCAAGCCCAUUUUCGAGCGCAUUCGAGUCCUGGAGACAGGUGAUGGGCGAAUCUCCAAGUUCUCAGGGGAUGGCGCGCCCAUUCAGAAGAAGUUCGAGGAGCACUACCAGCUCCAGGAGCAGGAAGCAGCUCUGCAGACCUACAACUUCAUCUCCAAGGACAAGAAGCUCACGCACGACCUUUUUGAGGCAACCGGCUACGGGCACAUCAUCCCCUCGCAGGUGUGCUUCCCGCGGAUCUACUACCCCGGCCUGGCCAGCCACAUCUGCGCGGAGCUGGGUUUGUCUGGCCGGGACCUGGUGGUGCUUAAGCUCUGCAACCGCUCCCGUGCGGCAGGCGUCAUGAUCAUCGCCGCCGAGCAGAUGGAUGGCCUGCUCCAAGAGCUGCUGGAGCUACCGCCGGCGGAGCCCUGGUUCAGAGCCCAGCUCUUCCACCUCGAGAACUCCGCCGCGGACUUUAACGUGGCCAGGGACUCCCACGAGGACCGAAAGUUCGAGGGGUUUGGGGUGGAGCUUGCGGAGAAGAUGGUAAAUGCACUGGUGGGCCAAUGA
Messenger RNA from Effrenium voratum, 1923 nucleotides. Lineage: Eukaryota; Dinophyceae; Suessiales; Symbiodiniaceae. The record is from the annotation of a GenBank genome assembly.